CAGCGCAGCGCAGCAGUGCGCAGAGCGCAGAGCAUGUAGCCAAAACCACACGAGAGUGAGCAGCUGGAGUUUCUCUGCCUCUUCAGGAGAACACACUCUUUAUUUUCCCCUCACAGUUUUCACGGUGUGUGUGUGUGUGAGUGAGACAGAGUGUGUGUUUGUGUGAGUCUCACCCCACUCUGACCGCAGCUCAAUGACAAGCAGGAGUGAGACUCACUGAUACUUGAUCAUCACGGGGCCACGAGCGAUGGAGAGCAAAGGAUUACUCCGCUGUAAGAUCGUGGUGGUCGGGGACACGCAGUGUGGCAAGACGGCUCUCCUGCAUGUUUUUGCCAAAGACUCGUAUCCAGAGAAUUAUGUUCCCACCGUGUUUGAGAACUACACAGCCAGCUUCGAGAUCAACAAGCAGAGGAUCGAGCUCAACAUGUGGGACACGUCAGGUUCAUCCUACUAUGACAACGUGCGGCCGUUAGCUUAUCCUGACGCAGACGCCGUUCUCCUCUGCUUCGACAUCAGCCGCCCGGAGACACUGGACAGCGUGCUGAAAAAGUGGCAAGGUGAGACGCAGGAGUUCUGUCCCAAUGCCAAAGUGGUGCUGGUCGGCUGCAAACUGGACAUGAGGACGGACCUCAAUGUCAUACGAGAACUCUCCAAACACAGACUCCUCCCUGUCACCCAUGAACAGGGCACAAAUUUGGCGAGGCAGAUCGGAGCCGUCGCCUACACGGAGUGCACCUCGAAGUAUUCGGAGAACAGCGUCCGCGACGUCUUCCACGUCACCACGCUGGCGUCCGUGUCCCGCAUCCACCGGCCCCAGCUCAAGCGCGCCGGCUCACGCCGCGGCCUCAAGCGCGUCUCCCAGCAGCCGCCUCGGACUGAGAUCCACGAGCACCCGCCUCCCAUCAGAAAGGACCGGACCAAAAGCUGCACGCUGAUGUAGUAGCAGGAGUCUACCAGUGACCUGGACUGUGUGUGUGCUGAUGGACAUGAACCGUGCCACACAUGAACUUUAUUUAUUGGUGAAUUCUUUGCACUUUGCACUGUGGGUUCUUAAAGGAAAUAUUUGUCCAUCUUGAGCAAAACUGUCCUCUUUUUUUUUUUUUUUCCUCUCUCUGUGACUGUGUUUAUUAGGGAGGGAGGGAGGAGGGAGGGAAAAAAAAAGCUAUUUUCUUUAAUGCUUUUACUUGAACUAGUGAAUGGAAAUGGGCUUGGACCCAAACAGGUUGUGCGGGAAGUAAGAAACGGGCACAGAAAGAAAAAAAAAAAAAUAAAAAUGUCUGACGAAAUGAAAGGAAGUAUAAGUAAUGAUUUAAAAGGUCACCGUGCAGGAACCAGCAGUAACAGUGCUGGUCUUUCGGCCUCUAUUAUGUUGUGUUUUGUUUUGAAAUGCUAUUCUCUCCUUACGUGUACAAGAAAAUGAAGCACAAUACAAUGCACGCAAAACUGUAAUCCGUAAAUGUCAGGGAACGAACGCCGUGGUUUAACUUCAUAUGACAAUAGUUGAGAGGAAAAUGUGGACGGACGAAAAAAACAAAAAAACAAAAAGACUCGUGGGCUGAGAUGACACUAACUUUCUGAAAACCACAAGUGCUUUUAAUAUUGAAAACAAAAACCAUCACUAACCACAUUAUUACCGAGGCUGUUGUUGUGAAACUGAUAGUGUUCUUAUAAUCCACACUGGGAGGGACAGUCAUGUUAUGUUGUACAUGUAAUAUGAAUAAAAAGCUCUAUGUAAAUCAUU
This is a messenger RNA of Solea solea (common sole), 1741 nucleotides long. Its product is annotated as rho-related GTP-binding protein RhoN-like. Lineage: Eukaryota; Metazoa; Chordata; Actinopteri; Pleuronectiformes; Soleidae. Gene Ontology annotation, molecular function: GTPase activity; GTP binding. Gene Ontology annotation, biological process: small GTPase-mediated signal transduction. Bases 248 to 940 code for a protein of 230 amino acids. The transcript is spliced from 5 exons. The record is from RefSeq and is a predicted model, not a curated record.